CCCAAGCGAGCGAACGAAGAGAGCGCCUCCCAAGCGAGCGAACGAGCAGAGUCCUUCCCGAGCGCGGACAGCGGGGUCUUACGAGCAGCGCCUCCCUCUCUAGAGCAGCCGCUCCCGCUCAGCAACGCCGCCGCCCGGAUCUACGCCGGCGACCAUUCCAUAGUAACUAAAAGUCUAACUCUAUCCCUUCGGAACUUGGAGUUCAAACAGGGCAUCAACACUGUCAAUUGCAGAGGCUUGGAGCUGCUUCGGCAUCCAGUAGAGCAAACAAGAAGUAAAGUCGGAAACAAAUAUUUCAUCCUCGGACGGACUUCUCAUCUCGCAAUGGAAGCCAAGUUCUUUCGGUUCCUGAAGCUUGUUGGAGUUGGCUUCAAAGCCAGGACAGAGCGUGAAGGCCGCGAGUUGUUUUUGAAACUAGGCUACAGCCAUGAGGUGCAGUUCACGGCUCCACCUGCCGUCCGCGUCUUCUGCUUCAAGCCCAACAUAAUAUGCUGUACUGGCAUUGACAAGCAUAGAGUGCACCAUUUCGCUGGAGCUGUCCGAUGCAGUAAGCCUCCAGAAGUGUACAAGGGGAAGGGCAUACUGUACAUCGACGAGGUCAUAAAGCUGAAGCCGGGGAAGAAGCAGCAGAAGAAGUAACACAUGGUGGGUAAACAUCCCCAUUCGACUUCUAGCUUGUUAAGACGUCGCAUCGCAUUUGUGGUGCCGCGGAUUUCACGCGGUUUUCUCGUGCCGGAUUAUGCCUAGCCCCAGUACCGGGAUGGAUUUCGUAAUAAUACUCCGUAUGCUAUGUGAGUUAUCUGGUGAGCAUGUGCUGUAUGACGUGCAUACCGUGGGGGCGGAUCAGCACAUUCAAACAUUUGUGUUUUUGUUUUGGGCUGGCUAGAUGCAUGUAACCUACUUCAAUAGCCUAAUGUGUUUGUUGAUGUCA
Molecule: messenger RNA, 931 nt
Organism: Triticum aestivum (bread wheat)
Lineage: Eukaryota; Viridiplantae; Streptophyta; Magnoliopsida; Poales; Poaceae
Product: 60S ribosomal protein L6, mitochondrial
Exons: 3
Coding region: 325-639 (104 amino acids)
Biological process (GO): translation
Cellular component (GO): ribosome
Molecular function (GO): rRNA binding; structural constituent of ribosome
Source: RefSeq, a predicted model, not a curated record